AUGAAGCCUGAAAGAACAUCCUUUUCCAGCACUGAAGUGUACGCCGUCGGCGAUUGGGAUAAGCUGAAGAUACUCCUAUGGAAGAAUUGGACUCUUCAGUGGAACCAAAAAAUCCAAAUUCUAUGCUGUCUGCUUAUACCAGUGUUGCACAUGCUCCUUAUUUUACUUAUCCGCCUGAUGGUGCUACCCGAAUCGAAGCCGGAAAUUCGCUACCAACCGGAAUCAAUAUCGGACCUCAAGCUUUACAUGACAAAGGUUACACAGGGAAAUAGAAUACUGCACGAGAAUGGAUCACUUAAUAUACCACGUAAUUUCCUUUGCUACACUCCAGAUUCGCCCGUUAAUAGUGCUAUUAUGAAGGCUGCGGUUCUGCGGCUCAGACUUCUGGGGACUCGACCCUAUGACACCGCAUUGCAUAUGGAACGGGAUAUGGUGAUGCAUAACUUUUUGGCUGGAGUGCAAUUCGAAGAGAAUUCUGGGGCCAAAAUUGACAUUGGAUAUCCGCUUAAUUUCAACUAUUCCCUGCGCUUUCCCAGUGAGUUGCGGACCAUGGAAGGGCCCAUUAUAGAGACAUGGAGUACGUCCAGAUUAUAUGUAUCCUAUGACGCCAGUGGACCCCGUAAUAGAGAGCAGAACGAUGGUGGAGUUCCGGUCGGUUAUAUUAGGGAGGGCUUUCUGCCCAUCCAGCAUGCCCUUACCAUGUCCUGGCUGACCUUGGCCGCUGGCAUUAAGGAUAAUGAUCUUCCGCAAAUACAUCUUCAGCGAUUUCCCUAUAGAGCCUAUAAUCACGAUCAAUUGCUGAACGGCCUGCGUCAACUACUGCCCUUCAUAAUCCUGCUGAGCUUCAUUUAUCCCUGCUCGGUGGUUACCAAGUAUGUGACGGCCGAAAAGGAACUUCAGCUCAAGGAGAUAAUGAAACUGAUCGGCGUUCACAACUGGCUGCAUUGGGUGGCUUGGUUCAUCAAGAGCUAUGCGCUGCUUAUGAUGGUGGCCUUUCUUAUAAUGCUAAUAGUCAUGGUAAAGUUUUACUCCUCCGUGGCUGUGUUUACAUACUCCUGUUGGUUUCCCGUUCUGAUAUUCCUGCACACCUAUGUCGUCUCCAGCAUUUGUUUUUGCUUUAUGAUUGCGGUUUUCUUCAAAAAAGCCAGCACAGCAUCGGCAGUGGCUGCGAUUGGCUGGUUUAUAACGUACAUACCAUAUUCGUUUGCCUUCUACUAUUACCAUCGUCUUUGCCUCUGGCAGAAGCUACUCAUUUCCCUGAUAUUUUCGAAUUCGGCCCUGGGAUUCGGCAUCCAUGUCAUUAUAAUGUGGGAGGGAACCGGCGAGGGAGUCACCUGGAAGAAUAUAUUCCACCCCGUCUCGGCGGACGAUGAUCUGACCCUGUUCUAUGUGAUCAUAACUAUGACUUUGGGGGCAUUAAUUUUCCUAACUAUAUGCCUUUAUGUGGAACAGAUACGCCCUGGUGAAUUUGGAGUACCUCGUAAGUGGAACUUUAUGUGCCGCAAAAACUUCUGGCGACGACUUAUGCCUUUUUCGGUGGUGGAAAACUCCCAAGGAAACCCAAGAUCUAAAGUGGCAAGUAAAAAGAGUUGCAAAAGUACUAGAGAAGUGGGCGUUCAGUUGUGCAACAUUCAAAAGACCUAUGGCAAACAUAGAGCAGUCAAGGGAUUGAGUUUAAAGAUGUAUCGCAAUGAAAUUACAGUAUUACUGGGUCACAAUGGAGCUGGCAAGACCACAACGAUAAAUAUGCUGACGGGAAUCGUAAGACCCACAAAUGGAACGGCCAUAGUCAACGGCUAUGAUAUUCGAGACCAAAUGGAUAAGGCUCGCCAAUCGCUGGGGAUUUGUCCGCAAAAUAAUAUACUCUUCAGGAACCUGAGCGUUCGCGAUCACAUCAUCUUCUUUAGUAAACUGAAGGGAAUACGUGGCACCAAGGCGGUGGAAAACGAGGUGGCCAAGUAUGUUACCAUGCUGAAUUUGCAGGAUAAAUCGUAUGUGGCUGCUGACAAACUUUCCGGUGGAAUGAAGCGAAAGUUGGCCCUUUGUUGUGCUCUGUGUGGAAAUGCCAAGGUUGUGAUUUGCGAUGAGCCAAGUUCGGGAAUCGAUGCCGCGGGACGCCGAGGUCUAUGGGAUCUGUUGCAGAGCGAAAAGGAAGGUCGAACUAUUCUGCUAACCACUCACUAUAUGGACGAGGCCGAUGUCCUGGGCGAUCGCAUAGCCAUCCUGGCUGAGGGAAGCCUGCAAUGUCAGGGUACUUCGUUUUAUCUAAAGAAAAAAUUCGGCACUGGCUAUCAAUUGGUGUGCAUAACAAAGGUGGGCUGUGAUGUAACCGCUCUGACCAAGUUGAUAAACCAGUAUGUUCCGCACAUAAAACCCGAAAGGCAGCUGGGCACCGAAUUAACCUAUCGUCUUCCCACCGAGUACUCUAAAAAGUUUGCAGGAUUACUAGAAAAUUUGGAUAAAAAUCGUGUUGAGUUGCAAUUGGAGGGUUACGGUUUGACUGGAGCCACCCUGGAAGAUGUAUUCAUAACAGUCAAUGCCAAUAAAAGAGUUCGGGGUGGUGAAGAGGUGGUUCAGGGUAGACAGAGCCUGGGUUUCAAGGAUAUAGUAUUUGAAAACAAAACGAGGGAAGAAAGACCUUUAAAUCGCUACUUGAUGUUUUGGCAGGCGCUAUUUCUAAAAAAGUUCUAUGUCACCAAACGAAAUUACUGGCUAAUGAUUAUACAGAUUUGCCUGCCCAUACUGAUUAUGACCUUGACCAUAUACAAUUCUCGGGGCGGCAGGAUUUACUAUGAAUUACCUCCAAUGCCCGUCUCCAUUUAUCAGUACAAACACACCUAUGUUGUGUUGGAGGACCAAGAUCAGGCUUCGGGAAUAGCUAAGGAUUAUACGAGAUAUUUGGAGCAUUUUGGAAAGAGAUAUACGUUGCUAAAGACUGGAGACUUGAAAUUUGAGGACUACAUACUGAGUCUUGGGGUGAGUCAUAGCCGAAGGGUUGACUACGAUUACCUAGCGGGCGUUACCAUUGGCAGGGAAAACUUAACGGUGUGGCUGAACAAUAAGCCCCUUCACACCGCUCCAUUGACUCUCAACGUAUUGCACAAUGCCUUGGCCCUGAAAUUACUGGGCAAAGAUGCCUCGACGUACGUAACUAACGAACCACUACCCUAUAGCGAUGAUACCAAAACCUUGCGCCUGAAUAAGGGUCAACGUUUGGGCGCCGAAAUAUCCAUUAACUUAUCCCUAACCAUGUGUUCCGUAACGGCCUUCUAUGCGAUUCCGAUCAUCAAGGAGCGGGAGACUAGGGCCAAGCUAAUGCAGCUUUUGAUUGGCGUGGAUGUGUGUGCCUACUGGCUGAGUCACCUGAUAUGGGAUUAUCUAAUACAUAUCCUAUCAUCCCUAUCGGCUGUAUUUACGAUCGCCGCCUUCCAGGAAAUUGGCUACUCAACUCCCUUGGAACUCAGUCGCUACUUCUUCUUGCUGCUCAUAUUUGGACUGGCUGCUCUUCCUGUGAGUUACGUAAUGGCCGGUUGCUUUUCCGAUCCGGCCACGGGUUACACUCGCAUUGCCAUCUUCAAUACCUUGACGGGAACUGGAAUGUUUCUGCUGGUUAUAACCCUCAAUUUCGAUGCCUUCCACAUGAAGGAAUUGGCCGACGAGUUGUCCUGGUACUUUCGAAUAUUUCCCCACUUCAGCUUGGCCAGUUCCACGCACAACAUCCACAUAGGCUCGAAUAUUCGGCGAGGCUGCAGUAUGACUGGCAUACGGAAUUUACCCAAAUCAUCGCGUUGCCGCAAUGUUCCACUGUGCUGUGAUAUUCCGGAUUUCUUUGGCUGGCGAUUCCCUGGUGCCUUGCCAGAUAUCAUAUAUCUCCUGGUGGUGGGCCUAAUAUUAUUUUUGAUACCCAUUUUGCAAGACGCUAGGGUGAACGAUUUUAUUGGAGAAAAGGUAUACAAACUGUUUUCGAACCGAAAGCGUUCUACAGGAGGAUCUUCGGCGGAAAAUGAGGAUGUACUCGCUGAGCGAUUGCUAGUGCGGGAAAUGAUUAAGUCGAAACGAAAGGAUGUACCUCUUUUGGUGGACAACAUUACCAAGCGCUAUAAGGAUAAGCUCGCCGUUAGGGGAGUUUCGUUUCACGUCCCCCAUGCCGAAUGCUUUGGUCUCCUGGGCAUCAAUGGAGCCGGUAAGAGCUCAACCUUUAAGAUGCUCGCUGGGGAUGAGAAAAUCACCUCAGGCGAUGCCUAUUUAGAUGGCCUAAGCAUAGCUUCCCAUAAAGUUCACGGCAAAAUCGGCUAUUGUCCACAGUUUGAUGCCCUUUUCGAGGAUCUGACUGGUCGGCAAACGCUAAAGAUCUACUGCCUUUUGAAGGGUGUGCAACGUCGUCAUGUAAAUCCAAUAUGCCUUGCACUGGCCAUUUCCUUUGGAUUUUCCCAACAUUUGGAUAAGCAAACGAAGUAUUAUAGUGGCGGUAAUAAGCGAAAACUAAGCACUGCCAUUUCGGUACUGGGAAAUCCCUCGGUCUUGUAUCUGGAUGAACCCACCAGUGGCAUGGAUCCCGGGGCACGGCGACAACUGUGGCAAGUAAUUGGUCAUAUUCGCACUGCCGGCAAGUCCAUUGUCCUGACCUCUCACAGUAUGGAUGAGUGCGAGGCCCUGUGCACCCGAUUGGCCAUAAUGGUGGAUGGCGAGUUUAAGUGCAUAGGAACGGUGCAAACCCUAAAGAAUCAGUACUCAAAAGGGCUCGUUCUGAAAAUAAAGGUCAAGCACAGGAAGAAAACAUUUCAGAGAAUUGUGGAAAAUUCGUCUUCCUCAAGCCAACAUAAUUCGGUUGCCGACAUUGAUUCCAAAGAUAUUAGAGUGGGUUCUAUUGUGGAACAUAGUUUGGCAGAUCGAAUUCUUAAGCUUCAUAGAUUUAUACUUAGAGAGAUCCCUGACGCCGAACUCAAAGAGGAAUACAACGGACUUAUAACAUACUAUAUACCACAGACAAAAAUAUUGGCCAACAUUUUUCAGAUCCUUGAAUCGAACUUGCAAAAGCUAAAUAUUGAAGACUAUUUAAUUAUGCAGACACGAUUGGAGGAAAUAUUCCUGGACUUUGCUUUAAAGCGUGAUGGUUCUUUAAUAAUUAAAAAGAGUGAGUUCAACGCUGAGCAUGAAGUGGUGCCCAGGAUUGGCAAUGAAUCCUUACUCAAGGCCUCAACCACUCGGCUUCCCAUUUAA
Messenger RNA from Drosophila takahashii, 5220 nucleotides. Lineage: Eukaryota; Metazoa; Arthropoda; Insecta; Diptera; Drosophilidae. The record is from RefSeq and is a predicted model, not a curated record.